This is a messenger RNA of Girardinichthys multiradiatus, 9112 nucleotides long. It is a transcript of the gene igsf10, whose product is annotated as immunoglobulin superfamily, member 10. The transcript is spliced from 10 exons. The record is from RefSeq and is a predicted model, not a curated record. Gene Ontology annotation, molecular function: protein binding. Bases 188 to 7441 code for a protein of 2417 amino acids. Gene Ontology annotation, cellular component: extracellular region. NCBI's taxonomy places the organism in Eukaryota, Metazoa, Chordata, Actinopteri, Cyprinodontiformes, Goodeidae.
AUUUGUUCUUCAACCACAGUAGACUUUAACUGGAGAACUGCUGAAAUUGAAUGUGGACCUUUUAUAAGGAUUUCUGCAACUUUACAUGUGCAGCAAGUCUGUUUUCAUCAGCUGUCUGUAACUGAGGUUUAUUUCAUUAAUGGAUCAGGUCAAAGGGUUGUAUCCCCCUUACUGAAGCCCCAUCCACAUGACUGGCCAAUGCACCAUGAGUGUGUGUAAUUGCAGUGCUUUCUACCUGCGUGGGUGGUUACUGGGGGCUCUCUCCCUGCUGGCUGCCAUGCAGCUGUCGUCUGCUGACUGCCCCAAAUCAUGUGUGUGUCAUAUUCCCACUGAAGUGCACUGCACCUUCAGAUAUCUGACCACAGUACCUGACCAUUUCCCACCAGAUGUGGAAAGAAUUAACCUCGGGUACAAUGGUAUAACUUUCUUGAGAGAAAAUGAUUUCUUGAGGCUUGAGAAGUUGCAGCUGCUGAUGCUGCACAGCAACACUAUGCACAGUAUUGAGGACAGAGCCUUCAGAGACCUCAGGUCUUUACAGGUCCUGAAGAUGUCACAUAAUAAAAUAAAGGAAAUAAAUAAAAAGAUGUUUAAAGGCCUGACCAAUCUACAGAGACUCCACAUAGACCACAAUCAAAUAGAGUUUAUCAACCCAGAGGCUUUCUAUGGCCUGACAAAUUUGCAGCUGGUCCAGCUGGAGGGCAACCAACUACAGCAGCUCCACCCAGACACAUUCAUCACAUUGAGACACAGCCAGCUUUUCAAGGUGUCCUCACUAAGAAGCAUCCACUUGUCAGACAAUCUUCUUAGCACUCUGCCUGCUGAUAUUUUCCUAGGCUGCAGUCAGCUAGAGAACCUCUUCCUCCACGGCAACCCAUGGAGAUGUGAUUGUAGGAUGAAGUGGUUCUCAGUUUGGACACAUAGGAAUACUGGUGUGCUGAAGUGCAAGCGAGACAGGCAAGGCCAGCUAUGUCCUGUUUGUGAAACUCCUGCCCCUCACCGCAGUCAACUUCUAUUCAUUCUCCACCGAGAUGCUUUUACUUGUACCAAGCCCUGGAUUAAUUCACAUCUCAAACUGAAAAACAUAAGCUUGGAGGAAGGAGACUGUAUUCCAGUUUAUCCCAAGGACUUUAUUGCCCCAUUAGGGUCCAUACAGAUGAACCUGACCGACCAGUUUUACAAAGAUGCCAGGUUAAUGUGUACAGUCCAGAUGCCUACUGCUUUUGAAAACCUGACACAAACUGCAACAGAGGACAAGGAAAAGAAUGUGACAGGGCUUUCCACAGGUAUCACUACUUAUUUGGUGUGUAACGUUGACCAUGAAGACAUCCAGCAGCUGUGGCAGAUCUUGGCCACUUACAGUGACUCUCCUAUGAGGCUCGAGAGAGGUAUAAUGCUGGCCAGAACACCUGAAAUGGUCUAUAGAUACAGUCAGAAAAAAGAUGGAGACAAAGAGAUUACAACAAACAUUAAAGCUGAUAUUAAAACGACUCCUGCAUGGUUAAUGCAAGGAGAAGUGAGCCUCCAGCUUGACCGCACUACAACCACCUUUUCUACAUUGCAUAUUAAGUACCAGUCUAUAGUCAGCUUACAUUUUGAAGCUAUACCCUCAAAGAAGGAUCCCUUUUCUUGGACCAUGAUCAAAAGAGACAAUCAAACCAAGACGGAGCACACUGUGAUUACAGGUGGUGUGGCAAAGCUGAGCUGUCAAAUCCAAGGUGAGCCAAAGCCUCUGAUGGAAUGGAUUUUACCAGAUGGAAGUAAAGUACGAGCUCCUUUUCACAGUGAGGACAGAAGAAUCAUAAUCUCUGCUGAUGGGGUACUAACUCUUCGUGGUGCUGAUGCCUCUGACACUGGCCUCUACUGGUGCAUUGCCACAAACUACUUGGAUGCAGAUGUCCUCACAUUUCGGAUCACUGUUCUUUCUGUCAACGUGGAAGAAUCUGAGAUUAAUGGUCUUUGGCUCUCAAAGUCAGUUGGUGAAAAUCUUAAACUUGACUGUAGUUCCUCUGGAAGUCCGGAGGGCUCUGUUUCAUGGAUUCUCCCUGACCACUCAGUACUGGAGAAGUCUCAAGCAAAUAGAAAGGUGUAUGAGAAUGGUACAUUGCUGAUUCAACACCUCACAGCCAGGGACCGAGGAUUUUAUAGGUGCUUGGUUGCUAAUCCCUUGGGAAUUGAUUUACUUGUGUCUCAGUUGAUGCUUUCCGAAGAAAGGAUUGAGGCUGGGACAGCUUUGAAUAGCGAAGGAUCAAGUAAGUUAAUGGACACCAAGAUGGAUUCCAGCUUGGAAGAUCAUCAGGUCAACCUCAAUGAGAACACUUCUUCUGCUCUUGUGGAAAUAAUGAGUCAGGAAUUCAGGACUGUCACCUCAGCUCAUCCCCACCCUAGACUACGAUUACAGGGAAGAGGAAAUUCUCAAGGUAGAAUGGGACAAAGAAGGAGGGGAGCAGGUCACAACAGACACAUCUGGAGUAGUAGGAUGUUUGGUAAAGCUUCCAGGAGGGUAGACCCACAUAAAUUUGCUGAAUUUAUGAAAAAAGCUCAUAAUGGACCAAAAAUAAAGACUAGCACAAUAAAUGAGAUUGCCAAAAAUGACAUUCGACACCCUGGUUCUUCUGGUGAUGAAGAAAUCGGUUCUGGUGGGGGCUAUGAAGAAGAGCACCUCAUUGUUGCCACAUUGACAGUGAAACCAACCACAAAAACUGUGGAGCCAUUUAAGCAGUCUGAUUCCUCACAAAUAAAGCCUAUGUUCACACAUCUACCAAGUCAAUUUGAGACAACAGAGUUUUACCCACCGGAAAGAACCAGUAGGCCACCUCCAAAUCUGGACCAUGUUACCCUGCAGCUUAGCAGGCCUGAUAAUAAACAAGUAACUCAGCUGAAGUUUUUGGGAGAACAAACUGCAGAGAGAGAAACAGCCACAGAUGUAGCAAUCCAAUCAACUACAGACCCCAAUGUUACUCCAAUAUUGGAUGAUCUGGAUCCAGUGGGCCUUGUCCUACACACAGACACAGAAAGCCAGAUGACAUUUACAGCAAUUACUACCACAGACAAAGGGAAAGACAUAAUCACCUUUCAUACUACCCAAACAAUAAAGUCCCCACAGCUGUCUGCAGGCUCCACUAUUAUCUCCCAACAACAGAUCCAGAUAAUUCCACGCAAGAGCAACCGAGGAAAAGGUGGCAGGAGGACUCCGUAUGGCCGGAGGAGGUUAAUUAAACCCAACAGGAUCAAUGACAUACAGCAUUUUAUCAAUCGAUUUAAACAGCCAACUGUAAAGAAGGAAGAAAACACCACAGAUUGUGACUGUGAUGAAAACAGGAAGGCAGGGAUCACUCAUGUGCAGCUCAGCGCUCCAACACCUUCUUCCACUUCAUUUUUAAGCAAAACAGAAAAGCCUACUUCUACACAAACUGCAACUUCUCUGACAAAUCGUUACAUCACUGCAAAUGCCCCCUUCAGACGCGACCAGUCUAGAUCAGAGGCUUCCACUGAGUAUAUUGCAUCAGCUGAGGCCUCAGAAAUUGAUCCAACAAUCGGUCCAUUUUUCACCACAAAAAAAGAACAGUUAAUUACCACCACAAAGCUUACCCCAACUAAAUAUAAGAUUUUUCAUGGAAAGAUUCCAUGGAACAGGCUAUUUGAACGCAGAGAAAGGGGAAAGAUCCUGAACAAAUUAAAAAAGCCAUCCAUUUCACCAAAACCAACAGUUCAGACUUCAUCUGGAACUACACCACCUGCUGAUGUGACCACCACGAUGACAAUCUUAAAAGGCAUUAUUUCGACUAUGUCACCAUCCAAAAGCACAAACAGCAAAGGGAGGUUAUUAGUUGACUAUGAAGGUUUACCAUCUGGAGAUUUUGAGUUUACAACACUUGGACUGAACACAGCUGAAACGGCAGCAAAAAUACAGACCCUUCCUUCUCCUCCUACUGUCGACCAACAUUUAGUUGACAAUUCUGAUGAAGUGUUAACAUCAGGGUCUGGAGGCUUUUCUGAUAAUCAAUAUGUAAUCAGACAGAGCUCUGGUGGGAGAAGAAGACAACACGGACGAAGAAAUAAGCCUUUUGGGGGCAGGCGGGUUUUCAGGAAACCAAAAAUUACUAAAGGCAUUUCUAAGACAUCUGUGGCUUUGACUGCAGAUAUUACAACUCAGAAAAAUGCGAUUGAUGAAACCACCCAAUUUGUAUCAUUUUACAGUUCCAUUUACACAUUUCCAAACGCUCACCCUACAACUACUUUGAUACCAAGAACCACCAAACAACCACAUACAACCGCUCAGACCAGAGUCAGCAAUGUCACACCCCCAAUGAGGGGAAAUAAUACUAACACCCCUCGCAAGACACUAGACAGGAUAAUCAAACCUACAGCGUAUAGUAGCAAUGCAAGGGGUAAUGCAGAGAAAGAACAUAUGACCAUAUUUACAGCAGAGGAAAAUUAUGCCUCCGCUGCAACAGCUCCUCGACUAAAACCCACAACAGAGCCCAUGAGGAGCAAACCAAAGAUAGUCGGGGGAAAUGCAGCAAGCUUUACUGUUUUGUCCAAUUCAGAUGCUUUCCUCCCCUGUGAGGCUGUUGGAAACCCACAUCCAGUGACAACCUGGAAACACUUCACAAUUACAGGAAAGACUAUUACCAUCAGUGAAAAGAUGGGCAAGUUUGUGGUGUUGAACAAUGGAACCCUAACCAUCAAAAAUGCUAAUAUUAAGGACCAAGGCCAGUACCUUUGUCUAGCUGAGAAUGGUCAUGGAUCGGACAAACUACUUGUCACUCUCUCUGUGGUAGCCUACCCCUCACGCAUCCUUGAGCCAAAAAUGAGAGAGAUGAAAUCUCAUACGGGUGACAGAGUGGAGAUGAAAUGUAAAGCUGAAGGCCGGCCUUUGCCUAUGAUUUCUUGGAUCUUGGCAAACAGGACCCAAGUUAGGGGUCAAAACACAGAGAAAGGAAGGGUAUUAGUAUCUUCUGAUGGAACUCUUGUUAUAAACCAUGUGUCUAUUUAUGAUAGAGGCUAUUACAAAUGUAUUGCCAGUAAUCCAGCUGGAGCCGAUACAGCUGCUGUACGCCUGCAGGUGGUUGCAGCACCACCGGGAAUUGUGGAGCAGAAACGUCAGCAGCUGAAAGCCAGGUUGAGUCAAAACUUGUGGCUAUCUUGCACCAGCUACGGCACUCCACAUCCCAGCAUUCAUUGGGUCCUCCAUGAUGGAACAGUGGUCCGAUCUAAUAAACAUACAAGUGAAAAAAGGAUAUCAGUGUUUGAGAAUGGAACCCUGUUCAUUAAAGAUGUGAAUCCAGAAGAUAAAGGAAAAUAUGAAUGUAUUGCUACCAGCUCCACUGGUUCAGAGCGAAGAGUAGUUACUCUGUCAGUAGAAAAACAAGAGUAUCCGCCUGAGAUAGUGAAGACAUCUCAAAAUAUGACAGAGCUAUCUUUUGGGGAUCAGUUGAGACUUAACUGUUUAGCAACAGGAGACCCUAAACCGAGGAUUCUCUGGAGGCUACCUUCUAAAUCGGUUGCUGACCAUUGGCACAGGAUUGACAGCAGAAUUCAGGUCUUGGAUAAUGGAACUCUUGUUGUCAACACAGUAAGUGACAACGAUGCUGGAGAUUAUCUUUGUGUGGCACAAAAUACAAUUGGAGAUGAUCUUCAGCUCAUGAGGGUCACAGUAUCGAUGAAGCCAGCCAAAAUUGAGCCUAAGUUUAAUAGGAGAAAACAGGUUCACUAUGGUAAAGACUUGAAAGUAGACUGUAAAGCCUCAGGAGCACCAAAGCCUGAAAUCUCUUGGGGCCUACCAGAUGGUACUGUGGUCAACAGUGGUUUGCAGGCUGAUGCUGGACAUGGAGGAGGACGAACACGUCGCUAUACAUUGUUUGAAAAUGGAACUUUGUAUUUGAACCAGGUUAGCCCUUCUGAGGAGGGUGACUAUACUUGCUAUGCUGAAAACCAGGUGGGAAAGGACGAGAUGCAUGUUCACAUUACUGUGGUGGCAACUGCACCAAGAAUACGUCUGCCAAGCCAAACUUAUGCUAGGGUGAAGCCUGGAGAAAAUAUUCGCUUUGACUGUGAAACAUUCGGGGAGCCCAAACCAAAGAUUUUAUGGAGGCUACCUAACAAUGAUGUAAUAGCAGCAUCAAAUGAACGCUACUUAAUACAUGUCAAUGGUUCACUGGAUAUAAGAGAUGUGAAGCUUAUUGAUGCAGGGGAGUAUGUGUGCAUGGCUCGCAAUCCUGGUGGAGAAAACCGAAAGGUUUAUAAGUUAGACAUUGAUGGGAAUCCCCCAGUCAUCAAUGGCUACCAUCAGAACAGGACAGUUAUCAAGGACGUGGCCUUGAAACACUCCAGGAAACUUUUAGACUGCAUUGCUGAAGGUGACCCAACACCAACUGUCACUUGGAUUAUGCCUGAUAAUAUAUUUCUUUCAGCACCAUACUUUGGCAGCAGGGUUAAUGUCCAUCUUAAUGGGACGCUAGAGAUUCGGAAUGUGCGACCCACUGAUACUGCAGAAUUCAUUUGCUUGGCGAGGAAUGAUCGGGGAGAGGCAGUUAUGGUAGUGCAACUGGAGGUUACCAACAUGCUCCGUAGGCCAAUCUUUAAGAACCCUUUCAAUGAACGUCUUGUGUCUCGGAUUGGAAAAACAGCCAUUCUGAAUUGUUCCGCAGAUGGACAACCAAUGCCUGAGAUCAUUUGGACUUUGCCUAACGGAACACGAAUUACUAUUGGAUCCAGGCACAGCUUUCGUCAUCAACCAGGUGAUGAUGGGACUUUAGUAAUUUAUAGCUCUCGUGAAGAAGAUUCUGGAAAAUACCGCUGUGGGGCCAGGAAUUUACUGGGUUAUAUAGAGAAACUAAUCAUUUUGAAUAUUGGGGAGAAGCCUUACAUUUUUACAAGGCCCAAGGGCAUCAUACGCAGUAUUUCUGGGGAACCCCUGUAUCUUCACUGUCUAUCUGAUGGAAGUCCCCGACCAAGAAUCUACUGGACAAUUCCUGGUGGUCACACUUUUACUCAUCCUCAAAUACUUGGUCGCUACCAUUUGCUAGAGAAUGGUACUCUGGUUGUUCAUGACUCUAGUAUCCAUGACAAAGGAAACUACAUCUGCAGGGCUCAUAAUAAUGCUGGGGAGGCACAGAUUACCGUUCCUGUUUUUGUCAUUGCUUACCCUCCACGGAUCACUACAGGACCACCUCCUAGACUGAGGGCAUUAAGUGGAACACCUUUAAAGCUCAACUGCGCUGCGACUGGAAUCCCAAAGCCAGAGAUCACCUGGGAACUUCCAGAUAAUUCAAUUCUUUCAGCAGCAAAGCAAGGACAGCCUAUGGGUAGUGAGCUGUUUCACCCUCAGGGCACACUUGUCAUCCAGAAACCAUCUUCUUCAGACUCUGGCCAAUAUAAAUGCUCAGCCAUAAAUUACCUAGGUGCAGACUCAAAAGUCACAAUUGUUCUUAUACUUUGAGGGAAAAUGGUACAUUUAAAUCAACACUAAGAAAAAUCAAACCACAUAUUUUUUCUGUGCUUAAUUACGGGUGGAUUGUUUGAGUCUUUGAGCCUAGGAAAUAUUAAUAGGGCUCGAAAAAUAAAAGAAUACAGUUUUUUUUGUAUCAAUUAAGUUUAUAAGUCAUGUCUUACACUGGAGACAUAUCUGCGAGGGCAGACCACGUUUUCAAAACAGAAUUGGAUUUCUUUAGGUUUUGUGUUUUUUACAUAUAUAAAUGACUAAUAAUGAUUGCCGAUAUUUAAAAAUAACACACAAGAGAGCAACAGAAAAUUACAGUAUUACCUACAAUAACAGUAUCUUUCAAAAAAUCUCAGAACAAUAAAUUGAAGCAUAAACAUGGCCAAUGUGUUAUUUCUUUUUUAUGGGUUCCAUAAUUAACUUCUGAACUUCAUAGACUGGGAUAAUACAAACAUUUAAUGAAGGUCUUAACCUUUAUCUGCUGAUUUUACUGUGUUCCUGCAAGCUAAAACAGCCAACAGAAAUAGGAAAGAAGGACAAGCCAGAAUUGUAUAAUAUAGAUAUGUUUAUAAAUUAAUAAAAGCUUUUAUUUAGGUAUCAGGUACCAGGGUCCCAAUCAGAGCAUUUUUCUGGAGAAAUUCAGCUCCAGGUGUCUGUGGUCAGCUGCAACCCUAGGGAAAUGCAGUAGUGUUUUGCUUCCAUAGUUGGUAUAGGCUAGUGCCUCUUCUUAAAUUACUUGAAUCAUUAUCAUAUCACUAUAAAACAGUUAUAUCUACUCUAUUGUUUAGGACUUAGACAAAAUGUGUUUUUUUAAUAUUAUUCUUUCAAUCAUUUCUUAAAGUUGUAUGUAAUAUCAUGGAAGGUUUCUCUCAGAAAUAUUGCCCUCCUUUCUACAAUCCCUACUAAGCAUGUUUCAAAGCUUGAAGGAUGCUAAAUACUGUUACUAUGUUGGAAAAAAAACUAAUAUACAUUGACUUGACCAAUGCUCAUCAGCUGUAUUGAGCAAACAUCUGGUCAGCAGUAACUUAUCAAAUGUGCAUUUUCCAAUAAAUCAGUUUUUGAUGGGUCAGGCAAAGCUUUAUUUCCAAAGUUUUGUGUCAUUCCAGAGCAGUGCCUAAUGAGCCAGGCAAAUAAAGAGAAAAGGGGAAUUGACCUCCAUAAACUGUGGAAUGCAGAAUACGUGCUUCAAGAUUGGCAGGAAAAGUCCUUUCAUUAGCUGAACAAUAUUCAGACAAAAAUUAAAGUAGUUAACCAGGCAUCACAUUGUUGCAGAUAGUUUAUUAUUCACAAAAUGGGGCCUCUUUGGAGAGCGUUUAGUUUAUUUCUUUGGUUCUGUAAUUUCAUUUCUUAAGGUAGGAUGUAGUUUAUCUUAGCAUGACUUGAAUAUUUAUGAGAAUUAUUUACUGGUAUAUUUACUACAACUAAAGAGGCAGAUAUUUUUAAAAAGCUAUACCAAAAGCUGGAAUAAGCUUAUGUUUUUCAACAUCUUACUACCUCUUACUACUUUCUUGACAUAAGUUAAGUUAAAGUGCCGUCUCUCCUUGGUAUUCUAGCGAAAGCACAUGUACAGUUUUUCAUUAUUGAAGCAGACCUUGAAGACUGUUUAACAAAACUUUAGAGUGUCUGGCAAAAGUAUUAAACUGUUUUAAUAAACUGUUGAACUGUUUCACA